This is a messenger RNA of Etheostoma cragini (Arkansas darter), 7713 nucleotides long. It is a transcript of the gene slc20a2, whose product is annotated as solute carrier family 20 member 2. NCBI's taxonomy places the organism in Eukaryota, Metazoa, Chordata, Actinopteri, Perciformes, Percidae. Gene Ontology annotation, biological process: phosphate ion transmembrane transport. The transcript has 12 exons. Gene Ontology annotation, molecular function: phosphate transmembrane transporter activity. The record is from RefSeq and is a predicted model, not a curated record. Bases 779 to 2818 code for a protein of 679 amino acids. Gene Ontology annotation, cellular component: membrane.
ACCAUGUGGUAUAGCGCUAGCGUUUAUAAUAUUAAAUGGGGGUGAAUGGUAACUAAUGGGAUACCUGUGUGCCUAAAAGACUGCGUUAUACACGGUCAACAUCAGCACUUGUGAGUCACAUUUAGCUAGCUCAGCUACCGCUUGAAGCUAUCUGUCCUCUAGCCGCAACAGCAGGCAACAUUCCUUGAGUGCAGUGGAUUCUUACACGUAAAGCCGACGACUACCAAAGAAACUACGCUGUCAUCCUGUAUGAUCCUGACCAGCGUUGAGACAACGGCUCAAUCCCUAAACGCCCGGAUGAGAGCAGCAGGCAACAUUAAGGGCAACAUGGUCGCAUGAACAGAGGACAACCAUUCCGGUGGGGACGACAGCCACUGCUGGAAUCUGUGACAUUUUCGACGCAACCCACGGAGGACGGAUUCGGGAAAAUACAGGCAGAGAUAGAGGCGUGGAGGCGGAGAGAAACAGCACAUUUCCUCUUGUGGUGUCCUAUUUCGUUGGUGAAGGAUCGCGCAGACAGACGGUCUCACACUAAGCUAUGGAAUGCUCCCUGCACCCACCAUCACUAGUCUCCAAUCUUUGGACUGAGAUCCAAACACUUAGUUAGCGGCUGUGCUACUCCCCUAAGACUCUUUAUAACAAGGGGACGAAGAAAGGAGUGGACUUAACUUAAGUCCUUUGCUAAAAGCACACAGAGCAGCACUUCUUUUUAUUAAAGAAUAUUUAAGCCAUUUAGUUUUUUGCCUCUUGGAUUUUUUCUCGGUGAAAACAUAUCAAGAUGGAUCUGACGCCGUAUCUGUGGAUGGUGAUCCUUGGCUUCAUCAUUGCCUUCAUACUGGCCUUUUCGGUGGGCGCCAAUGAUGUGGCCAAUUCUUUCGGCACAGCGGUGGGUUCCGGCGUGGUCACAUUGAAACAGGCCUGCAUCCUUGCCUCCAUCUUUGAGACACUGGGCUCAAUGCUGCUCGGGGCCAAAGUGGGUGAGACGAUUCGAAAGGGCAUCAUAGAUGUCAACCUGUACAACGAGACAGUGCCUGUACUCAUGGCAGGGGAGGUCAGCGCCAUGGUUGGUUCAGCAGUCUGGCAGCUAAUCGCUUCCUUCCUCAAACUGCCCAUCUCUGGAACUCACUGCAUUGUUGGCGCCACCAUCGGGUUCUCCAUGGUGGCAAUUGGCACGAACGGUGUACAGUGGAUGCAGCUUGUCAAGAUUGUGUCAUCGUGGUUCAUCUCCCCCUUGCUCUCUGGACUCAUGUCUGGAUUUCUCUUCCUGCUCAUCAGACACUUUAUCCUCAAAAAGGAUGACUCUGUCCCCAACGGCUUGCGAGCGCUGCCCCUCUUCUAUGCCACCACUAUCGGGAUCAACACAUUCUCCAUCUUGUACACUGGAGCCCCAUUGCUUGGGUUAGAGAUGCUACCGGUGUGGGCCAUCUUUCUCAUCACUUUAGCUGAGUCGCUGAUCUGUGCAGCCCUCGUCUGGUUUAUUGUAUGUCCCUGGAUGAGGAGGAAAAUAGCAAGUCGUCUAAAGAAGGAGCAGGCGCUAUCCCGGAUCUCUGAUGAGAGUUUGGACAAGAUACCUGAAGAGGAGGAGGAGAGCCCUGUCUUUAAGGAGCUACCAGGAGCUAAGGGCACAGAUGAGGCUGUGUUGCCGCUCACCGGGGGCAACAGUGAACGGAGUACCCGCGACUCAAGUGGAGAGAUCACCAGCGUGGCUAAUGGAGGCAAUGUCCUGCCAAAUGGCAGGGCUUAUGGCCGGACCCACUCAAUGACCAACGGCUGCCUGAAGUCACCCAUCGCUAAUGGCAGCUUCAGCUUCGAUGGCCACAUGCGCAGCGAUGGCCAGGUGUACCACACAGUGCACAAGGACUCUGGUCUCUAUAAAGACCUCCUUCACAAAAUCCACCUGGGCCGCAUGGAUGACACCGAUCGCUCUGGCGCCAACGCCGGCCCGGCAGACAACAACUACCGCCUGCUGCGGCGCAACAACAGCUAUACCUGCUACACAGCAGCUAUAUGUGGCAUGCCCGUCCAGCCGCUUAUACGCACAGAGUCACGUGAUGACAGUGAAAAGCUGGUAGGAGAGGGAGGCGGCAGGAGCAACAGCGUGUCCUACUCCAAGAAGAGGGUACGCUACGAUAGCUACUCCUCGUACUGUAACGCCGUGGCAGAGGCUGAGAUUGAGGCAGAGGAGGGUGGGGUGGAGAUGAAGCUGGCCACAGAGCUGGAGGGGGUGGGCGAAGAAGGCGCUCCUGCACCAGUGCCUCUGGACGACUUGGUGGAGGAGGAGCACGAGGAGAAGGAUAAGCCUGAGGUGUUUCUACUUUUCCACUUCCUGCAGAUCCUCACCGCCUGCUUUGGCUCCUUCGCCCAUGGAGGCAACGAUGUCAGUAAUGCCAUUGGGCCCCUGGUGGCGCUGUGGAUGAUCUAUGAGCAGGGUGGUGUGAUGCAGGAUGCUGCCACUCCCAUCUGGCUGCUGUUAUACGGUGGUGUAGGCAUCUGCGCCGGCCUGUGGGUGUGGGGCCGCCGCGUCAUUCAGACUAUGGGGAAAGACCUGACUCCCAUCACGCCCUCAAGUGGAUUCACUAUUGAACUGGCUUCUGCACUCACAGUCGUGUUAGCUUCCAAUAUCGGAAUCCCUGUCAGUACCACGCACUGCAAGGUGGGCUCAGUCGUGGCCGUGGGUUGGAUCCGCUCCCAGAAAGCAGUGGACUGGCACCUCUUCAGGAACAUCUUCCUGGCGUGGUUCGUCACUGUGCCCGUGGCCGGCCUGUUCAGCGCUGCCGUCAUGGCCCUGUUCGUCUACGGCAUCCUGCCCUACGUCUGAGGAUGCCCGGCUGGGAGGGAGAACAGAGGAGGAAGAGAGAGUGGUGAAAGAGAGAGAGGAAGACUUGGGUAGAAAUCAUAGCUCGAGUGUCAGGGGUACCGAUAAAGGAGAUGAAAACGAUAAGAGAGCAAGGGUGACGGGGAUAAGAGAAGGAGAAGGGAGGAAGCUGCAGAGGUUAACAUAUGGACUUGGUUGUACUGUUGGUGUGUGAGGAGAGUUGGUUCAGAUGCUGCCUGGCUCUUGAGUCCAGUAAUCUUUUUUUUGUCUUAGUAGAGUUUUUGAUCUGAGUAUUUCUUCUCUUUUUUUGGGUGCAUAUGAAAGUCUAUAACCAACUAUUCAAUCUGCUGUACAUAUAUGACAGUAAUAGGGAGAUUUCCAGUACCUCUUAACAAGACGUAUGGCAGAAGAAAAAGUGGCAGUCAUUUUCUGUCCCUUCUUUUUUUAUCAGAAGUUUUAAAAACAAAAGGCAGCACACGACAAGUAAUCAAACCGUUAAUUCUGCACACCUAAAAUACAGUAAAACUAGAUAGUUCUGCCUGUAAUCCCAGGUAGCAUAGAUUGUCAAGUGCUCAUUAUUAUUAUUCCAAAAUCCCAGAAAAAAAAAAACCUGUACAUAUUGUGUACAGAGUGUGAUUUGUUGUUUUGAGGGCUUGCUUUAAAGUUAAAAAAAGAGGAAGAAAAAGAUGUGCUUGCGGUAAACCAACCCAUCCAUCAUCUCACUUUUAACAUGCUAGCCAGGUACAACUAGGGCCAAAUGGAAAGGACACCUCAGAAGGGGGGGGGACGGUCACUCUGCUUAUUUUAAAUUUUCCUCAUGAUACCACAGAAACCUGAUUUGUUAAAGAGUUCAUUUUUGUCAAGAGCUUCUGUAUGUUUUUAGAGAUGGAUCUCAUAUUUUUUAAUGAUGUAAUAUACUGUAAUUUGUACUGUAAAUACUGUCCUUAGAGAGUUUGGGAGGGGGAUGUGGGAUCAUGGUUUGUUUUAAAUGUAGUGGGGAGGGAGGAUCUCCACGAUGUCAUAGUUCCAUUCAUUAAUUACAGUGUGUUUCGUCCCAGAAAACACACACCCUAAAUGAACACAUACACUUGACAGGCGGCUGUUGUUUCCAGAGGUGUGCAGAAGUACAUUGAUUGGAAAAAAAAUAUUUAAAUUUAAGUAAUGAAGCCGUACUCAACAGAAAGCCGGAGAUAUUUCUUUCCUUCAGAUUUUAUCGUAUCAGUAAAAUCACCAGCAUUGGCUAACAAAUCUUUAGUUAAAAGGUUUCCUUGAGAAAAUGUUUCAGUUGGUUUUCAGAUGGGGAUAUUUGAUAGACUUAAAGUAGAAGCAAUUGUAUGUGGCGCAGAAGCCAAAACACUAAAACUGAACAGAAACAAAAACACUAAGGUCUCAUAAAAUGUUCACAUAUCUUCAUCCAGAUGCCUUUGUUUUCAUAUAUAAAAAUCAGCUACUGGAGUCAUUUCCUCAUAUUAAAGGCUCCCUGCUAAUGAUGGACCUCUACACUGUCCAUGUUCGGGUCAUUUCAAAUCUCCCGCCCUGUUUUGCCGGUCAGAUCACGUCUUAGUCCAGGGUUUAUCUGUUUCUGUAGCCCUGAACCUCGGUCUCAUACCCCUGGUCAGCCUUGUCAUGUCAGACGGCGAUUAUGUAUCAUAUCAAACCCGUAUUAUAACUCAGCCAGUUAUGCAGAGGUGGAAAAAAGGGGAUUCAACCCCUACCACACAUGUAGCUCCUCAAAAUGGGAUGUUAUUUCUAUUUUUUUUUAAGUGUAGAAAUGUUUAGUCUGUUGAUCAUCACAUUUCAAUCAAAGUGCUAAAGGUUAGGGACAUAACAUAGGGUCAAGUUUCAGGCUAAAUCAAAGUCCAGUGGUGGUGGAUUUGAGGACGCUCGUGUCACAAAAAUAUCACAAGACUUAUCCUGGGAUCAUUAUGUGAGAUGGUAUCUGGGGGGGUAGUACUGAUCAUCACCAGCGUUUUUAACAGGGUCACCAGACCUGUAUUGACGAAGAAAGUCUAAAGCUUUUUUUGUUUUUUAUUUGAACAAACUCGUUGCCAGGUGUCGCAAGUUCUUUUUUGUUCUUGUGGUGUGUUUCCUAAAAAAAAAAAAUAUUUUUCUCAUGAACAAAUCUAUGCUUAACUAGCCACUUGCCUUGUAACAUUGUGUUUUACUUUGUGCAGAUACAGUUAAAUAAUAAGUAAUGUGGUGUUUACAUCGUAACCAUAUUGUAGAGUAUCUGGAAAAAAAACCUGUUGCCUAAUGAUGCCAAUGAAAGACUAUUAACCAUGAUUUUUUUUUUUUUAAGUGCAAGUAAAAAAAAUAAAAUAACCUGAAGUGUCUAGAGAGAGAAAGAAAGCGAGAGCAUGUGUGUGUGCGUGCACGCACGAUGACUCUUUUUUUUUUUUUGGUUGUAGUAGUAGUGCUAAUCAUGAUCCCCGUCACUUUACACUGCCAUUACGAUGAGUUGACACUACAUGUAUGUGUGCAAUUCAGUAAUGAAGAGAAUGACUAUAGAAAUUUCAUCAAGACUAUAUUUUUCUACCAUAUCUGAGUUUUAACAUGGGUGAGCUUCCAGACACUUUGGAGGACACACUGUGGGGUUGAUGGGAAAACUGGAAAACCGGGCCUAGUUGUUCUAAGAGAUCUUUGAUACUGAGAAUUGGUCUUAUUCCAAGUGUCUUGCCUCACUGGUGCCAUGUGACACACUUCCUCCAAGCCCUGUGUGUUCUUCUAGUAGAUUGAUGUGUCGGUUGCCAAUAGAUCAGAUUUUUUAAUUACCAUUUUUAUGUUUGAAUUUUAGAUGAAAACACUUUGUAAUUUUGUUUCCCUACUGCUUGUGAUCUUGAGCUGUGAGAGCAGGACAGCAUCUUGCUAAAACCAGGACAACUGCUCACUAAGGUGAAACCUAGAAGCAAAAAAUCUCCAGUGGCAAAACCUUAAAUCUUAAACUUGGUAACUGAUAACUGGACUAUGAGGACAUUUGUUUCCUUGUUUUGGCAGGGAACCACUCUUGAAGCUCAUACCCUUUCCCUCUUCCACGGCAUGUGUGUUACACAGGGGGCUGCACAGAGCUAGUAAAGGAAGUCCAUUUGGAGAAAAUAGGCCGAGAAGAUCAGAUUUUCAGUUCAGUCUUUAAAACAAGCCAAUGUACUUGCUUACUUCUAGAUAGAAUAAAAACAUUGUUUUACUUAACUUCGAUUAGCUUUUAAUUUUAAGUGUAUUUUGCCAUAGUGUCUUUUUCAGCUGUCUGCAGAAAAACCUAUUUUGUUCAUAUUCUAAAAUAAAUAGGCAUGUGACACAUUGGUAGUUGCUAACAUUUGAACACCUCGUCAUUUAUAGAUAGGAUAAAACAUUGAUUGUUUUGUUAACAUGUAACAACAUGAGCUACCAAGUGCAGACUUAAAAUCUUGUUGAAUGCCAACAAAAUAUUAUUGCUAAUCUAGUCCAAUAGUAGGAAAACCCCAUGUAAUGUGCAUAUUUCCUCUGAUGAAAGUCACUCUAUGGCAAAUUCUAUUAUCUGGCUGCAGCUGGUGGAUGUUUGUUGCUCUUGUGUUUAAGUUAAGUAAACAAUGAAAUAAGACUGAAUCUACUUUCCACAUGGUGGAUUACGAGGUUUACUUGACUGAGGUCAGCCAGCAUGCUUCAGACAUCUGGUUUGCGCUGCAUCACCACCGUGCUCUGCAGGCCUCUGUUUUGUAACUCACACUGUCAUUUUCUGUUGUUUUUCCAUGCCAUUCUCAGCCCUGAUAGGCCAAAAAGGAUGCGCUGCUCAAGAUGGGGGGGGGGGGGGGGGGGGGGGGGGGGGGGGAGGAUUGUCUUAUGGUGACUGCGUGAAAAAUAUCUGAUAGUAAUUUCAUAAAAGCAACUAUGCUAUAUGGUAAAUAUCAAAGUAGCAUUGCUCUUAAUAGAUUAAAGCCCCUAAAACUUUUUCAAAUAUUACAUAUUUCUUUAUAACAUAUAAUGAUUAAGUUCAAGUUUGAAGAAAAAAACAAACAUCUGUAGGUAUUAUUUAUCAAGGGUUUCACCAUAGAUAUAAAACGAUGGUGUUAACCCUGGCAUCUCAGCUAAUCUGGCUCGAUCGGACAUUAGCAGAAACAACCAGUCGACUAUUGUCACAUCGUCGUUGAUUCAGUUAGUUCAUGAACAAAUGCGACAUAACCUUUUUCCAAAGGAGCCCAGUCCACUACAAAGCAGUGUGGAAAGCCAUAAAAAAUAAGAGUUCUAACUUGCUGAUUGAGAAAGGAGGGGCCUUUUUAAAUGAGUCAGACCUUGAGAAUAAUUAUCUUAUGAGUUAUAGAUCAAACUCAUUCUUUAUUGAUGCAUUUUAGAGUGGAUUAUAUCCUGAAAGACAAUAAUUCCAAUGAUUUUGCAGGUAAAAUUCAGGAUAAUCUUUCUUUCAAAAAUCGGUUUGGUAUGAACGCAGCCACUAGAUGGCCUAGCCUGACACUUCCCCUCCCUGCAGAGACCAGUCUGUUCCAGCUCCUCGGUAUCAUUGAGUGGUGGAAUUGCCAUUGAGGGAGUUCCUGUGCUUCUAUUGCAUUAUACCUGUUUUGUGACCUCUUUGCGGAGAAACAGAAGGUGCCAUUCUCUCUCCCUGAAAGUGCAAAACAAGCUGUUUGUGAGGGUGCAACUACACUGCUGUCACUCUGUGGUCGUGUAGCUCCGCCUGGUGGAAUAGCGCCCUCUCCUGUGUGUGUGUGUGUGUGUGGCACUAACACCGCCUCCCAGAGGUGGAGGGGCAUCAGUUCAGACCUUCACGUGCUGUCUCUAGUUUUCUGGUCUGUUUUGUAAUAGAAUGUGCUCCUUGGCUGGCCUGCAGGCUUUACAGCUCUGUGUUGUCUCUUUAACGUUUACUGCUAUUUAACUGUCCGGUCCUUCAAAAGUUGAAAAAAUGACUGAAUAAA